AUGAAACUCAGAAUUCUUGCGAGACAACAGUUUCUAAUCAAUCGACUUAUCAGAUUUCUCAUGUUAUUUUACCAGAUAUGGUUUUCCUAAAGAUUCAUUUAUUUCCGAUGAAAUUUCUUCCAAAUCUGAGGAAAAUAUGUUGAAUGAACCUAGUCAUGAUCGAAAACCUGAUGUAGUUUUGAUAGAUGCUGAUUUUUCUAAUGAUCCUUUACUCUGCAAUGACAUUCCUAAUAAAUUCGAGGAAACUAUUUCAGAAGAAUCAAAUCCUAGUGUCAUAUCAAAUAUUAUUUGUCCUCAUAUUGCAUUUGUUUCUUGUGGGAGACUGGUUCAAUGCGAAGCACGAGUACUAAAUUACAAUUCUGAUGAUUUCAUAUCAACUGCUGUUUAUCCUCAUCACAAUGUCACUUCUAAUGUUUACUCUAACCAAUCUGAAAAAUAUGUUUUAAAUGAAGCCACAUCAUUCAUGAAUUGGGGAUAUAAAUAUCCAACAUUAUUUCGUGUGGGAGGAUAGUCUAAAAGUGUGUGGUUCAAAUUCUAGUUAGCAUCGGUUUCAGUACUCAACCGACAUGGUGAUUGUACACAAUCCCAGGAAGCAGAUGGAAACAUCUCACAGGACGUAACAGGCGAGUAGAAUAGUCAGGAACGAACAACACACCCGUGGCAUACAGGUUUUUAUACCGAGUCAUCAAUUCUUGAAACGUGUUACCCGAAGCAGUGACGUCCGAACCUUCGAAUGGCUCAUACAAGAGAAGACUGGACACUCACAAAAGCAUACUAGAAAAGGAAUAAAAUGGACCGUAAGCCUUCUAUCUUUACUACACAAAUCUGAAUCUAAAUCGAAGGAAGUACAAAAACUGAAAUCGAAUCGUCUACGUCUGGAGUUUCGUUUCUCGCACCAAGUAGUGAAGUAGAAGAAUUCUCUACCAGAACUUGCAAUACCAGCAUCUUCUAUUGAUAUAUUCAAAACGAGAUUAGACCUCCACUGUGUUACAAAUUGCAACGAUUAUAAUAGUUCGAUAGACCUCCUACCGUGUUACUGAAGACUGAAUCUGACUCCACUUUUUGAAGUUGCACGUUACGUUCGUGUUUGUCUUAACGUCAUCAGUUUAUGCACUAUUGUGUGGAUCUUUAAUGGUCGUUAUAUUCGUGAUCUAAACAACAGUUUAUCAACAUCACUUCAUUCUUAUUAAUUGGUUUCCUGAAUCAAAGUCAUCGCAAAGGAAUUUAACAUGUCCAACCCAAUCAAACAUGGUGUUACAUUUUUAACCAGAGAAAAGGCUCACUCAACGUUGCGUUUAGAAGACUACUACGAUAUCGAUCGUAAAUUUUCAAAGCCUGGAUUUCGAACUGAAGAUGGCCAGUUCAAUUGGCAUUGCUCUUGUGUUAGUUCAUACAUAUCCAGUCCUUGUGGAUACUUCUUUCGAAAUUUUAUGCAGAAUAUUGACAAAUUUUUAAAAAGCGAGGACGCUUUUGAAAAACAACAAAAUCGAAACUUGUUUAUUCAACUUCAUUCUCAGUUAUUAGGGUGUUUAAAAGCUCAUCCUGUAUAUUAUAAAUCAUUCAUGGAUGAGUAUGCUUCACCGUUAGAUAGUUUGAUGAAAGAUGUAGAAUAGAAUAAUAAAAAACCUGUGUUUCUGUAUUUACUUUAAAUCUCACUUUGCAACAAUCAAUUUUUACUUUCAGUAGUUACCGACUUCUAAAUGGCGUGUGAAGAAAGAUGCGGAUAUUUUAUGAAUGAAAAAAAUAAAUUUUGUCAUCAACUUCGCGCUAAGGGUUCAGAUCGCUGUUUUUACCACAUUAGCGAACCAUCCAUAGCUAAAAUGGCUUGUCCAAUGGAUCCAACACAUUUCGUCAGCCCUUCAAAUCUUAACAAACACUUGAAAAAGUGUAGUAAGCGGCGUAGAGUUAAGGCUGUAUAUGAUGUGACUGGAAUCAAUUCAGCCAACUUAUGUGAUCGUAAAAUUGUUCCAAAAAUGUCGCUAGCUGAUGUGUCUGCAGUUACAACGUUACGGCUGAUAGCACGUUUAGAAGAAUUGAGUACAGAGUUGAAUCUCAUUGACCGAAUCGAAGAUUCAUCAGUAGGCGAUAUUCAUCCACUUAUUUCAUUCACAAUGAAUAAUCCUCGUCAUUGGUGUACAAACGGACUUGCUGGAUUAAAUGAAAUACCAUCUUUUCUUCAGUCGGACUCGAUAUCAUUGAAUAGCAGCAAUGAUAAAGUCAAUCAAGAUACAAAUGUAUCAGAGGAUAACUUCUCAGUAAAUCCAGAACAUGCGAUCCGUGGAUCAACGCGUCAUAUUUAUCAGAAUGGCUGUCUGAUUCGAGUUUUGGAAAAAGAAAACCUCCUUACUACUGGUAAUUUAUAUCUUGAAUUCGGUGCUGGUCGUGCUGGAUUAUCUCAUUGGAUCAACAACUGCCUAGCGUCUUCUGAAUUAGGCUCUCGUUGUUACGAUCGGUUUCCAGGUGUAUGGCCGGUAAAGGCACCUGAAACUGACUUUAUAGUUGUGGAACUCAAUUCCGUUCGUAAUAAGAUGGAUAGACGGCAACGUGAUGAAGGAAAUUUUACACGUAUUAGAAUAGAUAUAGCUAACUUGGAUCUUACUCAUGUUCCAUUGAUACAAGAAAAUAAAAGACCAUUAAUAGCUGUUGCCAAACAUUUAUGCGGUGAUGCUACAGACUUAUCACUUCGUUGUUUGAAAAAUGGUGAAAAUGUUAUGAACCUCUCAGGUAUAAUGUUUGCUGUAUGCUGUCAUAGUAAAUGUACUUGGGAUGAAACAGUUGGUCGAUUUUGGCUAGAAAAAGAAGCAAAGAUAACAUCAGAUGAAUUUCGCUUAAUCUCUUAUUUUUCCUCAUGGGCAGUUUGUGGAUUCAAAUGUGAAUCAUCUGAACAAGCGGACAAUCCUAUUCACAGCUCCAAUCAAAGUUAUUUAGAAGCUUUAAAGAGUGACAAUGAAAAAGAAUGUCAGGAUGCACUCCACAACCUAGAUGUAUGUGUGAAGGUGAAAAUCGGAAAAAUAUGUAAACGUUUAAUUGAUUGGGGACGUCUCAUGUACAUAAAACACGAGUUAAAUCUUCCGAAUAUCUCUUCUGUGGCCUAUACAACAUCAGACGUAACACCUGAAAACAUUGUGAUAUGCGCUAGUCGGUAAAAGCCUGGCUAAAACUAAAUUAUUUGCAAUUAUUUUUUCAUACAAUUUCUAAUAACAUGUGUGCGUAAUUAAAAAGAUUUAAUAUUUAUACCAAAUAAAACCUUCUUAUUUCGUAUUUAGUCCACCUGUAGCUCUUCUAGAGUUACUGCCAGUCCCAAGCCCGUUUAAAGGGGAAGGUUUGGGCAUAAUGUUAGCUACCCUAUCCCGUGGAAAAGGAACCAGUUAAUAAACGCUAACCAGAAAAAAAUAAUUCAACACGAACGUCACGAAAGUUCUACCAUACGGAGCUGAAACUUGAAGAACUACAACAACCAUCAUCAAGAAGGUACAAGUUGCCUACGCAAGAUACUGAACACCCACUGGCCGGAUACCAUCAGUAACAGCCUUCUGUGGGAGAAAACAAACCAGCUUCCAGCUGAAGAGGAAAAUAGUAAAAGACGAUGGAAAUCGACAGGACAUACAUUACAGACCACAAGUAUGUUAAUUGUAGGUCACAUGAAACGUAUAUUUUUGGUCGUCAUGCUCAUUUAUAGAUGGUAGACAACUAAAGUGUAUUUUGAAUUUACGGUGAAGUGGGAUGGAAAAUGAUAAUGAUAAACGCAGUCGCAAUAACCCUGCGUCCCUAUACCUCUGAUUAAGGAUAAAAUUCAUUUCAUUUACUAAUUUAUUUUUCUUUUGAGUCAGUUAGCUGCGGU
Molecule: messenger RNA, 3841 nt
Organism: Schistosoma haematobium
Lineage: Eukaryota; Metazoa; Platyhelminthes; Trematoda; Strigeidida; Schistosomatidae
Product: tRNA:m(4)X modification enzyme TRM13
Exons: 13
Coding region: 1701-3146 (481 amino acids)
Biological process (GO): tRNA methylation
Source: RefSeq, a predicted model, not a curated record